UGACAUGUUGACAACACUAAAUUGAUAACCUAACUUUACAAUCCUACAUUAUUUUUUAAAUAAUAAUUAAGUACAAAUAUACAAGCAACAUUAUCUAUAUGCCUUAAAUCGAAAUGAUAUUUGUGUCGUAGUAGUCUUUUAGUAUACUUUUUGUGUAGGGUUAAAUUAAUUUAGUUUUGUUUUAACAUUGUUAAAAAUUUUGAUCUUGUACCAUGGGUAUUUUAGAAAAGAUAUCUGAAAUUGAAAAAGAAAUAGCAAGAACACAGAAGAAUAAAGCAACUGAAUACCAUUUGGGUUUACUAAAAGCUAAAUUAGCUAAAUAUAGAUCCCAGUUACUUGAACCAUCUAAAAAAGGGGGCGAUAAGGGUGAGGGUUUUGAUGUGCUCAAAUCAGGUGAUGCCAGAGUUGCUCUUAUAGGAUUCCCAUCAGUUGGUAAGUCAACUCUUUUGUCCACGCUGACUCACACACAUUCAGAAGCUGCUAGUUAUGAGUUCACAACAUUGACAUGUAUUCCUGGGGUUAUUGAAUACCGGGGUGCAAACAUACAACUGCUCGAUUUGCCCGGUAUCAUAGAAGGUGCUGCUCAGGGCAAGGGUAGAGGGCGACAGGUGAUAGCAGUUGCUCGAACAGCUGACUUGGUGCUGAUGAUGUUAGAUGCGACCAAACCGUACGUGCAUCGACAGCUGUUGGAGCGAGAGCUGGAGAGUGUGGGCAUCAGACUGAAUAAGAAUAAGCCCAAUAUAUACUUUAAGAUUAAGAAAGGCGGCGGACUGUCCUUUAACUCAACGUGUCAACUCACUAAAGUAGAUGAAAAAAUGGUGCAGAUGAUACUGCAUGAAUAUAAAAUAUUCAAUGCUGAGGUACUAUUCCGUGAGGACUGCACUCCAGACGACCUGAUCGACGUGAUUCUCGGCAACCGUGUGUACUUGCCGUGCCUCUACGUGUAUAACAAAAUCGAUCAGAUCUCCAUACAGGAGGUCGACCGGAUAGCGCGCCAGCCGCACUCUGUGGUCGUCAGUUGUAACAUGAAGCUGAACUUGGACUUCCUUCUGGAGACGCUCUGGGAAUAUUUAUCUCUUAUCAGAGUCUACACUAAGAAGCCUGGACAACCUCCAGACUUCGACGACGGACUUAUUUUAAGAAGGGGCGUGUCAAUCGAGCACGUGUGCCACUCGAUCCACCGUUCGCUUGCGGCGCAGCUGAAGUACGCGUUGGUGUGGGGCACCAGCACCAAGUACUCGCCCCAGCGCGUGGGGCUGGCACACGCCGUGCACGACCAGGACGUUGUGCAGCUCAUCAAGAAGUAGUCGUUUACACGGCGACACGAACGAUACCGGAUACCUUUACUUUAUAAUAUUUUAAUUUGUAAUUGGAAAGACAACCAGCAACUAGAUCUCCUGAUGGUGAGUGUUUACCAACGUCCGUAGACAUUAUUGGCACCGGGAAAUAUUAACUAUUCGUUACACGACCAAUACGACCUAAUGUAGGCUCUAAAAUGUUAUGUCUGAUAUGUCUCUAUGUACUCAGUUACUUUAUUUGUUAAUGAUGAGUCAGUCAGUUCACUCACAAAAGUGGGUACCAAGCUCGAUGAAGUUACACAAAGACCAGAUAAAACUGAUGAUAAACAUUUUAAAAAUUACACUUUUUAUUCACUAUACCAAUUGAAGCUUUAUUAUUUUAUUACGUUCUUCAAAUACACCUCUAUUUUUUAAAUAUAAGAAUGAUUAAUGUCAUUUUAAUGUUUUGGUAACCCUGUUUCAUCUGUUUGACAUGACAUAUGUAUGUAAGCACUUGUUGUAUAUCAAAGUGCUUGUUUAAAAAUAAGACUACAGCGAAGUAAAAUUCAUCAUUGUAAAUUAUUUUGUUUAUAUCGUGAGUAGAAAUUGAUUUGAUACAAAUAUUACAAAGUAUAUGUAAUAAUAUUAUGUAUUACUUUUUGUGUAAUCUAUUUUAAAAUUAUUAAAAAAGGGUAUAACAAACGUCCCCUAAUCUUUAAUAAUGAUGUCUGAGCCUACCAGGUCGUGAUUAUUAUUGUUUUAUUUCGCAUUUAGAAAAACUUAACUAUAGCAAUAACGUUUUAAAGAAUAAUGUAAUAGAAAAUAAAUGCAAGCAAUAUUUUGUUCAUUUCUGUUUCAACUGGCAAUUUGUUUCUUAAUAUCAGGGUGUAAACCUCAUAUUUUUGUUAUUUUUUGCAUGCUUAUAAAUAUAUAUUUCAGCUAUUCUGUAAUUUGUAAUCGAAUCAACAUUAAAUGGGUAAGUUGCGUGUAUUAUCCACAUGUAUACCGAAUUACUACCGCAACUUGAUGGCAGGGGCGGAUUUCCCUAUGGGCCAACCAAGCCCAGGCGUAGGAUGGCAAUCAAUCUCAAGAAGGGAGUCAAUGUCAAUGUUUAAAAACACAAAAAUGUGUUCAGAAUUAAAAGAUUCAAUUCUAAAGAAAGAGAAAUCAACUUUUCAUAGUCUUACAGCAGCCAAGGUAUUAAGUCUGCCCCUGUAAAUGGACAGUAUAUUCUAAUACAUUUAGUAAAUAAUACUUCAAUAGAAUGGUUAACAUGUGUGUGUAAGCGCAAUGUAUAUUUUUUUUUAAAUGUAUAAAGUCAUGAUGUCUUUAUACAUGUGUAUUUUAAAACUCCUGUUAACCUAAUCACAAUUGAUAUAUACACGAACUGUUGCAAUAAAAUUAUUUAUUAAAUUUU
Molecule: messenger RNA, 2694 nt
Organism: Nymphalis io (European peacock)
Lineage: Eukaryota; Metazoa; Arthropoda; Insecta; Lepidoptera; Nymphalidae
Product: developmentally-regulated GTP-binding protein 2
Exons: 8
Coding region: 213-1307 (364 amino acids)
Biological process (GO): cytoplasmic translation
Cellular component (GO): cytoplasm
Molecular function (GO): GTPase activity; GTP binding
Source: RefSeq, a predicted model, not a curated record